AUCGAAAUUUGACAGUUUCAAGCAAAACAUUCUUGCACUGAACAGUAAAAUUUUUUGAUGUAAUCAAUUUAUUUUUUUUUAUCUAACUCUACGAAAUUAAUAGUUCAUAUUGUUAUGUUUUUCUAUGUCCAGGCAACGUAAACAAGAGGACAACUGUCCUUUUAAAAGGUCUGUAAAUUCAUCAGAUUCAUCAAAUUACAAACGAAGGAGAUUGUUCGAAACUGACGAAAAUAUGAGUGAUAAUAAUGUAGACCCUAACAGAAGGCCGAACUUUUCAAAUGUUGGAUAUGUUCAGGUCGGCAAUGGCUUCAGUAGAAAUUUGAAUAUGGUUCAAUUGAAGCCUGCAGCAGCAAAAAAAAUUGUUAUAAAAAAUUUGAAAAGUGAGCCAAAACUACCUGAUGAUUAUAGAGAUCAAACAUGGGAGAAACUGAGUAGUGCAGUUCUAGCUAUUCAACAGUCCAAGCCAAAUCAAUAUUCGCUAGAGGAAUUGUAUCAGGCUGUUGAGAAUAUGUGCAAUCAUAAAAUGGCCCACACUCUUUACACGAAAUUAUACACCUUGACAGAAUCCCAUGUUUGUCAAAAUAUACAACAAUUUUUAUCUGAAAAUAUGGAUCGUUUUUUAUUCCUCAGGAAAAUGAAUGAGACAUGGCUAAGUCAUUGUAAUCAGAUGAUUAUGAUUCGAAGCAUAUUCUUAUAUUUAGAUAGAACUUACGUGCUGCAAAAUCCAAAUAUAAGUUCAAUUUGGGAUAUGGGAUUGGAGCUGUUCAGAAAGUAUAUUGUAUUGAAUAUAUUAGUUCAAACUCGUAUAGUCGAAGGUCUCUUGAUGUUGAUAGAGAAAGAACGUCAUGGUGAUAAAGUUGAUAGAACUUUACUGAAAUCUCUUCUCAGAAUGUUAACAGACCUACAAAUAUAUGAUACUGCUUUUGAACUGAAAUUCCUUCAGUCUACAGAACGUUUGUAUGCAUCAGAAGGCCAACGCUUAAUGCAGGAGUUUGAGGUACCUGCUUACUUAAGUCAUGUUCAUAAAAGAAUAGAGGAAGAAAAUGAAAGAGUCAUUCAUUACUUGGAUUCAAGUACAAAAUACCAGUUGAUCCAUACUGUUGAAAAACAACUUUUGACAGAACAUAUAAGUAACAUUUUACAAAAAGGUCUAGAUAGCCUGUUGGAAGAAAAUCGCAUAAAUGAUCUAUCACUUUUAUAUCAGCUUUUUAGUCGAGUAAAGAAUGGUCUGAUUGAGUUAUGUAGUGCCUUCAAUGCCUAUAUCAAAAAGCGAGGACGUACCAUAGUUAUUGAUCCAGAAAAAGACAAAACAAUGGUACAAGAGCUCCUUGACUUUAAAGACAUGAUGGACAGUGUUGUACAGAUUUGUUUCAACAGAAAUGAAAAGUUUUCAAAUUCAUUGAAAGAAGCUUUCGAAUAUUUUAUCAAUCAGAGAACAAACAAACCUGCAGAACUUAUUGCUAAAUUUGUUGAUUCGAAGCUUCGAGCAGGUAAUAAAGAAGCAACUGAAGAAGAACUUGAACGUUUAUUAGAUAAAAUAAUGGUUUUGUUCCGAUUUAUCCAUGGAAAAGAUGUAUUUGAAGCCUUCUAUAAAAAAGAUCUCGCCAAGCGGUUACUAGUUGGAAAAUCAGCCAGUGUAGAUUCUGAAAAAAGCAUGCUCAGUAAAUUGAAACAGGAAUGUGGUGGGGGUUUCACUUCCAAAUUAGAAGGGAUGUUCAAGGAUAUGGAACUUAGUAAAGAUAUAAACAUUGCUUUUAAACAACACUUGAAUAAUGCCCAAGAUCUUAUAUCAUUGGAUUUGACUGUCAAUAUUCUAACAAUGGGAUAUUGGCCAACGUAUACUGCAACAGAUGUUAAUCUUCCUGAAGAAAUGGUGAAGUUCCAAGAUAUUUUCAAAGAUUUCUACUUGAGUAAGCACAGCGGAAGAAAAUUACAAUGGCAGCCAACACUGGGACAUUGUGUUCUUAAAGCUCAAUUCAGAGCAGGACCUAAAGAGCUAGUUGUUUCCUUAUUUCAAACAUUAGUUAUUCUCCUUUUCAACAAGUACGAUGAGUUAUCCUUUGACUAUAUUAAAGCGGCUACUAACAUAGAAGAUGGCGAAUUAAGGCGUACUCUGCAGUCUUUAGCUUGUGGUAAAGCAAGAGUACUCAUUAAAGUUCCAAAAGGAAGAGAAGUAGAAGAUAAUGAUAAAUUUAAAUUUAAUAACGAAUUUGUUAAUAAAUUAUUCAGGAUAAAAAUCAACCAAAUCCAGAUGAAAGAAACGAGCGAGGAACAAAAGGCUACCGAAGAGAGAGUAUUCCAAGAUCGGCAGUAUCAAAUUGAUGCAGCUAUAGUUCGAAUUAUGAAAAUGAGAAAAACGCUUAGUCACAAUUUACUCAUCAGUGAAUUGUAUAAUCAGUUGAAAUUCCCAGUUAAGCCUGCAGAUCUGAAGAAAAGGAUAGAGUCCCUUAUUGAUAGGGACUACAUGGAAAGAGAUAAGGACAACCCAAAUCAAUACAACUAUGUCGCCUAGGUCAAGGAUUAAAGCUACUUCUGCCUUUUCACAUAUUUUUGAAUAUGAUUGACAGUUCUAGUCCAUAUAGACCUUGCAGAAGUGUACAAAGGUUAUUUUUUGUUUGAUCAAAACUGCUUCUAAUAUUUCUUUUGAAUAUAUGUGGAAAAUAUGCCAAAAUCUUGGAUGCCUGAAGUGGCAAUGAAAAAUUUGAAUAAUCGUAAUGUUUUCAUUUUUUCCUAAAAGUUGAUUUGUCUUGUUUACGCAAUAUCUGUAUUUUGAUUUUUGUUACAACCAAGGGGUCUUUUUAAAAAUUCAAAAUUCCCUUCAAUAGUCUGCAACCAAUAGAAACAAUUUUUUAAUUCAAGUUCAAUCGAAUGCAAUUUUCAUCAAUGAGAAAAUCCUAUUACAUGUUGCAUACUUAAAUUAUUUGAAGUUGUAGUUUAAAAGGAAAUCAAUAGUUUUCUUAAUAGACUUCCAGAUGAUAACAACUAAGCUGAUACUUUUUGAACUCGAUUCCAAGCUUUACAAAAAUAAAUAAUUCUCAUUCAGUUCCGUUGUUUAAUGUUUUGAAGAAGAUACACUAAAUUACCGCUUGAAUAAGUUGUAUCCUAGAAAUUGUAAUCCAAACACUGUUAAUUAUUGUUGAUUGAUAAUUAAAAAGUUAAUUUACAAUAUCAUCACAAUGAUUUUUGAUUUCAACCUUGUUUGGUCUAAAAUGGCCUAAUUUUCAAAUGUUUUUUCAAUAUUUAGAUAUAUUUUGAUACAAUAAAAAGUAUCAACUUGGGAGCUAAACAGUAUUUACAUAUGUAUAUAUCAGAGAUGAUAAAAUAUUCUUGAAGAAUAGUGUAAAUAUUGGAAAUUCAGUUGCUGAGAUGUGUAUUUUAAUUCACUCUCAACAAAUUCUGAUAUCAAAAAUCCUUUUAAACUAGCUUUAAUUUUAUUCUUAAUGUAUUCCUCUGAAAUAAAAUAUUUUGAGAUA
Molecule: messenger RNA, 3473 nt
Organism: Harmonia axyridis
Lineage: Eukaryota; Metazoa; Arthropoda; Insecta; Coleoptera; Coccinellidae
Product: cullin-4A
Exons: 5
Coding region: 125-2512 (795 amino acids)
Biological process (GO): protein ubiquitination; DNA damage response; ubiquitin-dependent protein catabolic process
Cellular component (GO): Cul4-RING E3 ubiquitin ligase complex
Molecular function (GO): ubiquitin protein ligase binding
Source: RefSeq, a predicted model, not a curated record